AUGUGGGAAGUCAUCCAGAAGGCCUUAGGUGAUGCUAGAAAUAGCAAAGGCACUGUUACGAUGACUGUACUGCAACAUUUUGUGGAAAAGGAUGCAGAGCUGAAGAAACAGAUAGAGGCUACAAAACUCCAAGGUGAGAAGUUGAAGGCCCGAGAGAAGAAUAUUGACCCAAAAUUGGUCCGCUUGAUGAAUGGCGACUUUGAAGGAAUAGGAUUGGAGGAGUUGAAAAAAUACCAUGACAUGUUAGUUGAAAUCAAGUCCAUGGUUGAUGAUCAACUCAACUAA
Messenger RNA from Miscanthus lutarioriparius, 285 nucleotides. NCBI's taxonomy places the organism in Eukaryota, Viridiplantae, Streptophyta, Magnoliopsida, Poales, Poaceae. The record is from the annotation of a GenBank genome assembly.